Molecule: messenger RNA, 1363 nt
Organism: Daucus carota subsp. sativus
Lineage: Eukaryota; Viridiplantae; Streptophyta; Magnoliopsida; Apiales; Apiaceae
Product: tRNA (guanine(9)-N1)-methyltransferase-like
Exons: 3
Coding region: 21-1130 (369 amino acids)
Biological process (GO): tRNA N1-guanine methylation
Cellular component (GO): nucleus
Molecular function (GO): tRNA binding
Source: RefSeq, a predicted model, not a curated record
UCCCGCAUUUACGAGCCAGCAUGUUAUUUUCUCCUCCUGUUAACUCUACUCAUAUUCUGGUCACCCUAUUUCCCCUUCUCUCCACACUCAACCCCAAAAUACCCCUCCUCCACCUCCACUGUUCAAAACCCUAUUUCUCAACAAUGGCCGACGAUUCAUCCACCGCCGCCGCCUCCACCACCACCUCACCACCCCUCACCGCCGUCGCCACCACCACCGUCACCGGCGGCCUAUCCAAAACCGCUCAAAAGAAGCUCUUAAAACAGCAAAAAUUCGAAGCCAAGAGAGCUGAGAAGAAAGCGGCAGCCAAGGCGCAGAAGAAGAGCGAGACGGAGCGGAAGCGGAAGGAAUGGGAGGACAAGCUGGCGACUAUGUCGGAAGAGGAGAAGCUGAAAGUGAUGGAGUCGAGGAAAGAGGUGAGGAAGGAGAGGAUGGAUAGGAGAGCUGAGGAGAAGCAAUUGAAAGCGGAGAGGCUGAAUGCGGCGAAGAUGAAUGGGCAGAAUGUGGUGAUUGAUCUCGAGUUUUCGGAUCUUAUGACUCCCACUGAAAUCAAUAGUCUUGUUCAGCAGAUUAUGUACUGCUAUGCAGUAAAUGGGCGAUGUACUUCCGCCGCUCAUCUUUGGUUGACUGGUUGCCAAGGAGAAAUGGACAAGCAACUUCAACGGCUCCCAGGCUUUGAUAAGUGGAUCAUCGAUAAAGACACUCAACCAUAUAUUCAAACCUUCGAACAUCAAAAGGAACAUUUAGUGUACCUAACAGCAGAUUCUGAAACCAUGCUGGAUGACCUUGAUCCUAAGAAGAUAUAUAUUGUUGGGGGAUUAGUGGAUCGAAAUAGAUGGAAAGGAAUAACCAUGAAAAAAGCAGAAGAGCAGAACAUACAAACAGCAAAACUCCCAAUAGGGAACUUCCUGAAAAUGUCCAGUUCCCAGGUACUCACUGUGAAUCAAGUGAUAGAGAUAAUACUAAAGUACUUGGAGACAAGAGACUGGAAGGACUCAUUUUUUCAAGUGAUUCCUCAGAGAAAAAGAUUCGAAGCUGAUUCAGAAGAAAAGCAAGGAGACCUUGUAGAUGACAAAGAUGAACAACAGUAUGACGUUCAAGAGAAGAAAAAGCCUUGUACGGAAACUUGAAUGGCACAUGGCUAUUCUACUAAAUCUAUGUCAAUUUCAUAUCAUCAUAUACUAAUGUGAGGAUCUUGAAAUCUAGUUUAGUGCUUUAGUAUAGUGACUUCAACUUUCAAGUACCAGCAAUUUUAUAGCAGAGUCAUCCAGUUAUUUCAUUAGACUUCUAUAAAAAUAUUCAGUGAAUCAGAAGCUUAUAGAUCUUUAAGAUAUUGCCCAAGUGUUUAUCGUUUUUGGUUCAA